CUCUUUAGCUUGUGCGAGCUACUGUUGCUCCCCCAAUGCCGCUGCUCACAGUCUCCACUCCACUAGAGAGAACCUCUUUCGCCUUUCCCUGUGAAUCCACUUUUCAUGAAUCACAUGACGAUAGGCGUAGGGAAGUUGCUACCUGCUCUCUCAUAACAACAUCCGGUGCGCUUCGCUGCAAUUUUCUGAAAUUGAAUAAGGAAGUUCGAUCUAAUGUGACUAGGGUAUCUAACGAAGAAUCGUCCGGAAAGACGACUGCAGAUGAGGAAUCCUUCGAUUUAGGUGUUAGGGCUGCAUUGUCUAUGCUUAAAUUUUACAAAAGAGAGAUAUCACCACUCCUUCCCUUAAGCUGUCGUUAUGUGCCAACCUGCAGCGUGUACUCGAUGGAGGCAUACAAGAGAUAUGGCGUUGUGAAGGGAACAAUCUUGACAGCUUGGCGGCUCUGUCGUUGCAACCCUCUUGGUAUUUUUGCAUUUUUUUGUGAAGUGCAAGAUUAUAAGUUAAAAUGGGAGCAUUUGGAGCAAAAAAAACACCUAAAUGUUGGUCUUGCGACCCAGCUCAUGAAGUGGAGAAUCGACGCUUGACAUGCAUCCUUCGACCAGGUGAAAACAAAGAUGCUGGGAACCUGGUGCUCGACUCAGUGAUCUAGCACUUGAACAAUACACGUUCAGAACAAAGAAGCUAGAAAUCCAACGCAGCAUGUGAAAACCCACCGCCUAACUCAAUUGUCAUACAGGAAACUUGGCGCUAGCCCUAUAUUCCACAUUAACAUGCUAGCCUGAGCGAUUGGAAACUCGACGUUCAAUGUAGAAACUUGACACUCCCAAACUAAUAUAUGUGGGAGUUACUUCGGUUUCUUAUCUACGUGGCUUUGAUAAUGACUUUAAUUCGACAAAAUCCAUGUAAUGGGGAGCUCUAAUGUCAUUAUUGUUCCCAGAGCUUGGUGAGAGCAUGGAGGAAUGUUUGAAGGGGAUCGAGAGAAAGUGUUAGCGAGAUUUUGUGAGAAGAUUUUCUUAUAAUUUGUGCGCUUCCAAUUAGAUAUUGUUGUGUAAGGAAGAGAGUUUGGUGGCUAGUAAUUCUUGAGAACA
Messenger RNA from Phalaenopsis equestris, 1088 nucleotides. RefSeq names its product putative membrane protein insertion efficiency factor. The transcript has 5 exons. The coding region runs from base 36 to 584 and encodes 182 amino acids. The record is from RefSeq and is a predicted model, not a curated record. Lineage: Eukaryota; Viridiplantae; Streptophyta; Magnoliopsida; Asparagales; Orchidaceae.